Messenger RNA from Brassicogethes aeneus, 2324 nucleotides. The record is from the annotation of a GenBank genome assembly. Lineage: Eukaryota; Metazoa; Arthropoda; Insecta; Coleoptera; Nitidulidae.
CAGAAUUCAAGUCUGUCACUUUCAAAAUCGAAUGUUAUGAAAUCAUUUUUUCGGUGAAAUUCCUAAAUUAUCAUGUCUCUUUUAAAUCAGAAUAAAGUGCAAAAUAAAAUUGGGACAAGAACUGUUAAGGAAAGUACGGAUUUCUCGAAAAUUGGGGGACUCAGUAAUCAUUUAAAAACUUUAAGAGACAUAUUUAUAGUUCCCUUACUGCAUGGGAAUGUCUUCGAAUAUUUCAAUAUAAGGGCGCCUAGAGGGGUGUUGUUUUAUGGACCACCAGGAACCGGUAAGACUUUGGUGGCUGGAGCCUUAGCGACCGAAUUGAAUAGAGAAGGUGUAGGAAAAGUUAACUUUUUUCAAAGAAAAGGAGCCGAUGUCUUGGACAAAUGGGUUGGGGAAUCGGAGAAAAAGUUACGCGAACUUUUUGAAAAGGCGAGUAAAUGUCGACCAUCGAUAAUAUUUUUCGAUGAGAUAGAUGGUUUGGCUCCGACGAGGUCACAAAAAAACGACCACAUCCACAGCAGUAUCGUUGCCACUUUGCUUGCCUUAAUGGACGGUCUGGACAACAAACCGGGAGUUAUCGUGAUAGGAGCCACCAACAGGAUUGAAACCAUCGAUCCAGCUUUGCGAAGACCCGGGAGAUUUGACCGCGAACUCUAUUUUCCUCUUCCUACGUUGGAAGCUAGGAAAGAAAUUAUACAGGUCCACACCCUGAGCUGGAAGUGUAAACCAAAUAUUCAAUUUUUAACUCACAUAGCUGAAGCUACAUCAGGAUUUAAUGGUUCGGAUUUGGCAGCUUUGUGUUCAGAAGCUGUGUUAUGCUGCAUGAAACGCGUUUACCCUAACAUAGAAAAUUUGGGAAAUAAAGUCAAGAUAGAGUUGGAUAGUUUAAAGGUUGAAGAGUGCGACUUUAUGGACGCCCGACAAUCUCUCUUGCCAUGUUCCAUUAAAAUGGGCUCAAAAAUGAGAUGUUUAAACUCGGUAAUUAGGCCACUUCUCCAAAGGCAACUAGACAACAUUAUUGGACGCGUGAAAUUUCUCUGGCCACAUUUCCUGGACGAGCAUUAUAAAUAUGUCAUAGGAGAGUACAGAUACGCAGGACGAAUACUUUUAUAUGGCACAAACAACGAAGGAUUGUCAACACAUUUAAUACCAGCUUUGCUGCACCAUUUCGAGCACCUUCCCGUUCAUAUUUUGGAUUUGCAAUCGUUUGGAGAUAAAGAUCUAGCCCUGCAAAAUAAUUUCCCAUCUCUUUUGGUUUUAUCGAGAGUUGAUGAAUGGUGGUCGUUUCUUGAGGAAUCUGAUCAAAUCAGUUUCAUAGCUUCAAUGGAGGAUUUACAUGCCGGUUUGCCUAUUUUAACCAUAGCCACUUUCAAAAGUAAAAUUCCUCCAAAGUUACACGAAGUUUUCCACAACAGUAGUAACAUUGGAUUGAAAAUUGAGCAUCCAAAUUUUGUAGAAAAGGAAAAAUUCUUUACUCCGCUAUUCUUCGAUUCCAACAUUGUUAGUUUGUCCACAGUUUUAGAUCGACAUUACAUGAUGGAACCCAAGCCAAUCAAAAGGUUAUCUUUCGAUAUGAACUCGAGACUUUCUAGAAAAAGUUCGCGAAACAAAACACGGCAAAUCCAACCGAAUGUUGUGGCUGGUGAUUUUCUACUCAAAAUAUAUAAUACUUUGUCUAACUGUCUAAACUUUAAAGGAAAAAGAAAAAGGGAAUUUUCCGAUAACGAGGCGAUGGUCAGCAAACGCAUCAAACUGUGCGAAAACAUGUUUGCGGGUAUCAAACCGAACGCUCAAUAUUUUAGAUCGAGUCUUGAACACGAAAUUAAAAAAGAGCAAAUAGAACACUGUUCUUCAUCGACAAUUAAUCAAAACAGGAAAAAUAAGGAACAAUUCACCAUACUUUUAAACGAGCUUUUGUAUCACAGAUCCAAAGAGCCCUUACAGCCUUCCGAGAUAAGUGUCGUACCAGUUUCCUCCUUGGAGUCGAUUGCAUGUGUACCGAUUAAAGCGGAGCCCAAUAUUCGGGAAGAAUAUGAACCUAAUGAUGAGAAUAUGAAAAAAGUCUAUAGUUUAUGGAAAAGGGCUUCGAGAGUUACAUCAAUGAAUAUGACUGUUUCAGAACUUGAAUUAUUGUACGAUGUUCUUUUAGCAUGUAUUAAUAUGUACAAAUAUUCAUUUUCUAUUUUAAUUUUGAAAGUUGAAGAUAUUCUAUACAAGGUGGAAAAUAGAUAAAUUUAAAUAUGAAAAUUAGUCGUCAUUUUUGAUUCAGAAAAUUACAAAAAUAUAAAUUAUUGUGAAUCGUCUUGUCCUGGGGAUUUUGUCCA